UGUGGACGUGGUAUACUUGGACAGAAGGGUGGCGGUGGACGUGGUAUACUUGGACAGAAGGGUGGUGGUGAACGUGGCGGUGGAUGUGGUAUACUUGGACAGAGGGGUGGUGGUGGAUGUGGUAUACUUGGACAGAGGGGUGACGGUGCAUGUGGUAUACUUGGACAGAGGGUAGGCGGUGGAUGUGGUAUACUUGGACAGAGGGGUGACGGUGCAUGUGGUAUACUUGGACAGAGGGUAGGCGGUGGAUGUGGGUGGUAUACUUGGACAGAGGGGUGGUGGUGGAUGUGGUAUACUUGAACAGAGGGAUGGCUGUGGAUGUGGCAUACUUGGAGAGAGGGGUGGCGGUGGAUGUGGUAUAUUUGGACAGAGGGGGGGCUGUGGACGUGGUAUACUUGGACAG
This is a messenger RNA of Staurois parvus, 403 nucleotides long. NCBI's taxonomy places the organism in Eukaryota, Metazoa, Chordata, Amphibia, Anura, Ranidae. The record is from the annotation of a GenBank genome assembly.